Molecule: messenger RNA, 4938 nt
Organism: Saccostrea echinata
Lineage: Eukaryota; Metazoa; Mollusca; Bivalvia; Ostreida; Ostreidae
Product: GTPase-activating Rap/Ran-GAP domain-like protein 3
Exons: 27
Coding region: 276-3152 (958 amino acids)
Biological process (GO): regulation of small GTPase mediated signal transduction; activation of GTPase activity
Cellular component (GO): cytoplasm
Molecular function (GO): GTPase activator activity
Source: RefSeq, a predicted model, not a curated record
AGCCUGUGUAUCGAUUGAGAUUCAUCCGCCGCCGCAUGCCUAUAUGUUUGACAGUAGAGUAACAACGUGUUUAGAGUGAAAUCAUCACACGAUAGGAUAAGGUAUACGUGCAUAAUUUGAUUUAUCAGCUUAUGAAUGGACUUGUGGAAAAUAACGACUGUGCUUGUGCUAUGUGCUUUCUAAGAUUCUGGAUGAAAAAUUUUCAAUUCAUCUGAUACAUAUUGUUCCUGUCAUCUCGUUCCUGUUUGAAGACAAGAAUUAAAAAGUUACAUCUAAUGCCCUGUGCUAUGGAGGACUUUUUAUUUCGAUUUCGUUCGAAAUCUGUCUCCUCAAAGAAGAGGCCAUCCUCCACCAAAAGUCCAAGCAAGGAGCAGAGGAGGGUCACGUGGAAAGACUCAACGAACGGACAUCAAUUCCGGCCAAGAUGUGCCAGCACUCCUGCAACCGAUUUGACUGUCAGACGAGAUGCUUUCAGCAGACGACAAUAUGGCUCCGUGGAAACGUUAACAUUACUGGACGAUGAUAGUAAAAGCCAAUCGGCAGGCAGGUUCCGGAUUGAAACGGGAGAUUUGGAAGGUAGCGAGGAGGUUUCCAGCCCUAUCGCUAGCCCUAUUCAUCUAGAAAAUCCAGAAUUUCAGACUCGAUGGUAUUUUAAAUAUUUCCUUGGUAAACUUCAUCAGAACUACGUUGGAAUAGACACGGACAAGGACCCAUUCAUACUGUCUGUGGUCGUCACGGACGCUAAUAACCAUAACGUUCCACAGUAUAGAGCCGUACUAUGGAGAAAAAAUGGAGCCAAGAGAGUGUGCCUUCAAUACAACCCUCAAAAGCCUCAGACAGUCAAAAGCAUAUUAAGUCAUUUUGAGUUGGAAAAAUUUGAAAAGGGACCAAAAGAAAUAUUUGAUCCAGACAUCCAGAAAGACAUUUUAGUGUUGGAAGAACAAGAGGGAUCGAUCAACUUUAAGUUUGGUGUGGUUUAUGCCCUAGAUAACCAGAUGUCUGAUGAUGAGUUCUACAGUAACAAUGAUCCAAAGCCUUCUUUCAACGGAUUCUUAAGUCUUUUGGGUGGCAGGAUAAAAUUAAAAGGAUGGGAAAAAUUCAAAGGUGGUUUAGAUGUCAAAUCUAAUGCCACAGGGACAGAAUCCAUAUACACUGUGUAUGAAGGGCACGAGAUCAUGUUUCAUGUGUCAACCUUUCUUCCUCAUUCACUUGAAAACAAGCAGCAGGUGGAAAGAAAGCGACACAUAGGAAACGACAUUGUGAAUAUUAUCUACUAUGAAUCAAGCAACCCAGAUCCGCAUUGUUUUCCUCAGUUCAAACCUUGUAUGAUGAGGUCACGGUUUACUCAUAUUUUCGCUGUUGUGUGUUACAAUACAUGUGAUUAUUCUUAUAAACUUCACGUGUUUUCGGAAGAAUCAGUUCCUCUCUUCGGACCACCUCUUCCUUCGCCCCCUGUGUUCCAUGAUGCUGAUGAGUUUAGAGAAUUCCUUCUUGUCAAACUAAUCAAUGGUGAGAAGGCCGCUGUAAAUAAUCCCCUAUUUGCACAAAAACGAGAACGAACUCUGGAGAUGUUAAUAAAGAAUAUACACCAAGUGUACAUGCUGGAGACAAACAAGUUGUAUAGAAGAGCAUUCAGUGAUGUUAUUCAAGACGCCCACAUCUCCAGGAAAGAGGAAGCCAGACGUAGCGAAUAUGUCCGAGUCGGUCAGACAUUAAAAGUGAAAACCAUCCUGAAGGGAGAUGCCCCAACAAGUUUGGUCACAACAGGUCUACUUAAAAGGGAGCCAUGGGAACCUCAACAAUUCUGCAUGGAUUUCCCUCAUCCAAUUAUUUGUGGUGAUUCCUGGGGGGACAACAAAUUAAUAUUAUCAACAGAUAAUGGCACGUUUAUCGUUGAAGAGGGGCUCUGUCAUCGAUCUAUAUUUGACAAGACUGUGCCAGUGAAGCAGCUGGAUAUCGUGGAGGCACAUGGACUUCUGAUAUUCAGAUGCGACAAAGGAAAGGAGGGCAAAAUAUAUGUAUACCGAUUGAACGAUUUUGAGGGAGAAAUACUGGAUCAAGUUACAAGAGGAAAAGCAGAAUGUAGAGAUAACAGAAUAGAGAAAACGAAGGGGUGCCAUCUGUACGCUCUGAGCAGACAAGGUGCUAGCCAUUUAAGAAUGGUGGUGGCCAUCCAGAAACGACUUCUUCUGUUCUCCUGGAAACAUUCUGUGGCCUGGUCAACUUGGUGCCCCUCUGUGGACUUUGAAAUCGUGGAUGGUUUCAAUUUUGUUCGAGAGCUACAAGCCUUUGAGAGCCCUCAGUUGAUAACGUUAAUUGAUGGAAUCAAGGAUGACAACCAGAUCUGUGUGGGAUACAAAAACCAGUUUGACCUGAUCAACGAGAAAAAUGGCGACACGCUACAGCUGUAUCAAGUGGAGGCCAACAAGUUGAACCUGGUUGCAGCUUUGGAUAUAUACGAGGAUGAGGAGUCGGAAUUGCUUCUUUGCUACAACCAUGUAAGUCACUUCCAGAAACUCUCAGAGGAAACAUCACGUGAUUUUGACUUCAAUUGGAACUCUGAGCCAAACGAUAUAGUUUGUGCUUUCCCAUAUGUGAUGGCGUUCACAGCCGAUGCUAUAGAAAUCCGACUAAUUAUCAAUGGAAACCUUGUCCACGCCAUGUCACAGCCUGGUCUUAGUCUCAUUACAUCGAAAUGUGAUAUAUAUUUCUCCACGAUUGCUGGUCCAGGAAGCUCUCCAAAAGAAAAGACUCGUGAACAAGGAUACACCCCUCCCUCUUCACCAUCUGCCAAAACGUUGCGCCCUCCCCAAUACAUAUACAAAAUCCCUCUCUCGUGCCUUGCUGGGCAAAUGUCGAAUAAUGACAAGUCACCCAUAAAUCCAACGCCUUCUGCCCAGUCUACGCUUCUGGCGCCAGUGGCUCAAAAUGGCGACAGGUCACCAAGCAACAAACGACGUAGUCCUCUGUUAAGGACCAAAUGCAUCCAUCCCAGUGGUGAAAAGACUGUGAGUGAUAGACAUGACUCUUCAGGCUCAGAUUCCGGAAUUUCGAUUCUAAGACCAGGGACUAAUUGUUCUCCUCCAGACAGUCCAUAUCAACAGACGAUAUGUACUCUUGACUUUUCACAUCAGGAGACGGACCUAGUUUGACAUACACUUGCACGAAGUGUGUGAAUAGACAUGUACACAUGUUAUGGCAUUUUCAAUGUGCCUUACCGUGUUCAAUCAACGACUUAGGACGCCUACAUGACUUGAAGCAGAGGUUAAAGAUUCACGAUAUUGACUAAGUCAGGUGUUUACUGGUCAGUGAGGGAUAUAACCUGUGAAAAGAGUCUAUGAAGAAUGACGUUGGGAUUAAAAAAAGGAACCGACGACAAUACUGCCAUGUUCAAUCGGUACACCGGUGGGCUCAGCUUGUUUCAAAUAGAUGCUCCCAUACUCACAAAAAAAAAGAUAUUACUUACGUUUUAUUCCAUUUUCUCUCUUUUUUUCAAAUAAUUUUGUUCAUCAUGUCCAGAAUGAACUUUUAAAAUUUCUAGUCAUAUUUAUGAACGACACAAUGGUGCUACUUCAAUAUUUGUUAUGUUACAUGUAAACAGAAUAAGUAUUUAUACCUAAAUAUGGAGUUUUAAUGUAUUUGAGGAUAUUUUCAUUAUCCUGUACAAUUGCCAUAUUUAAUUUUGCUACAAAGACUGAUAUUUAACUAUUUGUUUUAUACAGAUGAAAAAAGUAUUGGAAUAUUAGACAUUAAUUGCUGCACGAUUUCUUGGUCCUUUUCUCUCUAAACAUUGGGGAAAAGACUAUCACGAGCGAAAAAGAACUUAUGGAUUCGGUUUUAGGAUGGUGUGUAUUUUCCUUCUAUUUCUAUCUGAAAAUGAUGAUUAAAAUGAAAACAGAAAAUGAAACACUUUUUAAUUUUAAUUUUAAUCAUUAUAUGCAGACAGACAUGGAAGAAAAAUACACCAUCCUGAAAGGAACAGAAAUUUGUAAACUGAAUGCGCUUACUGGAAAAUUUAAUAUGUAAUAAUUGGUAGCGAUUUCAAGUUUCUUUAAAGGAAGGGUCAUCUACAGACUCUAUUUAAGUUUUUAGCUUGUCGGAAAAUUCCAAGAGGUUCCGAAUGGAAUCAACACUUGAUGACAAGUAAUCGCCUUUUAGCAUAGGAAAUUUUUAACUAAUUGUUGUUAUUAUGACUUAAAAAUUCACAUAAAUUAUAUCUAAGUGGUACGUGUUGAUAUGAACGUUCUGAAAGAGAAAAAAUGGUUGAAGUUGUAAAUUUUUCAUAUCAUCCAAUUUUUCUGUCAUGGCGCAAGUACGUGUAUUCAUUGGACUGGAAAACGCCCCAUCUUGUCUUUGCAUUUCACAUUCCUAAGUGGGAAGCACAUUUUAAUGUUGUUGAAUUAUUUUCACAUGUUAUACAAUGACGUAUUAAUUAUGUCAAUAAUUAUAUAUUUUAUAUUUGUUGGUGAAAAAAAGAUUUUAUUGAUUUUUGUUGUUUCUUUAGAAAAACAAUUUUUUUGGCAAAAUGAUAUAUUCUAUUUUGGGAAUAAGGCUGUGACGUAUCAUCCACCUCUCAAAAGAGAGUACAUGAGCACUCGUCAUCUCUUCAUUUGUUAAUCAUUCUCAGGCAAAAAAAGAGAAGCACAAAAUAUUUAUUCCAAUUUUUUUUAUAUAAAAUACCUGCAGUAUUAAAUAUAAAAAGAAAAAUAUCUAAUUUGAAAGCCAAAAUAUUUGCUUUAUUUAGUUUUCAGUUAGAAAAAAAUGCUGACUUGCACAAUAAAGUCCGUACGUCUUAAAUUUCUGUCAUUGUUUAACGUGUUUCCAUAGUCACCAAAGAACAUACAGGUAUUUGUGAUCUUUCAUUCUUUAACCCUCUUAUUUUCAUUAGAGUUACAUGAUUUAUCUGUUUUAUUGAAAAUAAAACAUUGUUUUGAGAUA